Triticum dicoccoides is the source of this 549-nucleotide messenger RNA. RefSeq names its product probable ubiquitin-like-specific protease 2B. The transcript has 5 exons. Lineage: Eukaryota; Viridiplantae; Streptophyta; Magnoliopsida; Poales; Poaceae. The annotation marks the transcript as partial. Gene Ontology annotation, molecular function: cysteine-type peptidase activity. The record is from RefSeq and is a predicted model, not a curated record. Gene Ontology annotation, biological process: proteolysis.
UAUAACGUGAGGGACAAAACAAGUAAAGGGAUGCUUGAUGUUGAAAUUUUUGAAUUGUACAUGGAGGAUCUUUGGACGGGCAUACAUCCGGAAAAGAAGAGUGACUAUGCGUACCUUGAUUCGAUGUGGUUUGAUAUGUACAUCAUUGGGAAACAUAAAUCAAAAGUCCUUAAAUGGGUAAAAGCUAUGAAAAUAUUCACAAGAAGAUAUGUAUUUUUCCCCAUUGUUUAUUGGGGACAUUGGAGCCUCCUUGUUUUGUGUAAUUUUGGCGAGACAAACUACUUGGGUACUCCAAAGGGGCCACGCAUGCUACUGUUGGAUUCACUUAGAACAACACAGCCAAAGAGGUUGCCAUCUGUCAUCAACAGCUUCAUUAUUGAUAUUUUAAAAACAGAAGAGCGGGAAGAGAUAGGGCAUUUCACAAAUCAAGUCCAACUUGAGUUUCCUGAGGUUCCACAGCAAAGUGGAAAUGAUUGUGGUAUAUAUGUUCUGUAUUUUAUAUACUGUUUUCUCAAAUUCGAAAAAUUGGGAGAAGAUUUGAGCCAGCUG